Molecule: messenger RNA, 2299 nt
Organism: Exaiptasia diaphana
Lineage: Eukaryota; Metazoa; Cnidaria; Anthozoa; Actiniaria; Aiptasiidae
Product: 72 kDa type IV collagenase
Exons: 6
Coding region: 71-1705 (544 amino acids)
Biological process (GO): extracellular matrix organization; proteolysis; collagen catabolic process
Cellular component (GO): extracellular matrix
Molecular function (GO): metalloendopeptidase activity; zinc ion binding
Source: RefSeq, a predicted model, not a curated record
ACACUAGCUCAAACGAAACUCAAACUCGGCAAGAGCAAUAGUUCAAAGAACUUCAUAUUUAUUGGAGAAGAUGAGCGUACUGGCGAAGAUUUCUGUUCUUAUUUUAAGCUGCAUAUACUUUGCAAAUUUGGUUGAGAGUAAAGCAAACCCCUCUCAAGUUGUGAGUUAUCUUGAACAAUUUGGUUAUCUAAAAGCAAUUGACCCGACCAAAGGAGAAUUACGAUCCCACGACCAACUAGUCCUAGCUGUCAAGAAAUUACAACGAAUGGGGGGCAUAAAAGAGACUGGCAAACUUGACGAUCCUGAUCUACUGAAACUCCUUGAAACACCUCGUUGUCAAAUGCCUGACUUUGGGCCCUCAGACAACGCAAAAAGAAAGCGACGAUACGCUUUACAAGGAUCUUACUGGAGAAAGAAGGAUUUGACUUACAAAAUCCUCAACUACAGCCCUGAUUUGACAAAACAACAAAUCGACCAAGCCAUCAAAGAGGCGUUCAACGAAUGGGCCAAAGUGUCAACGCUGACGUUUACAAGAGUUACGGAGGAAAGCGCCAAAGCUGAUAUCAAUGUGAAGUUUGUCACGGGUGCACAUGAUGAUGGCUACCCAUUCGAUGGACCCGGUGGUACMCUCGCUCACGCUUUUUACCCCCAAGAUAACUCACAAGAAAUAUACGGUGACGCCCAUUUUGAUGAYCACGAGUUAUUCACCCUCAAAACACACUCAGGCAUCGACCUGUUCUGGGUWGCUGUACACGAGUUUGGACAUAGCCUGGGACUAGAUCACUCAUAUGAGCUCGAUGCGAUCAUGUACCCCUACUACAGAGGGUAUACCCCCAACUUUAAAUUGCAUUGGGAUGACGUCAAUGGCAUUCAAAAACUCUACGGACGUCCCACGGCUCCAGGUAAGACAACCACGCCYGUUCCAGAACCAGCCACACCCACUCCCCACACACAGACCGAAGCACCAGGCAUUCCUGACAAGUGCUCAUCAUCAUUGGAYGCCAUUGUUAUGUCAUCGAACGGAUACACUUACGCAUUCAAGGGCCAGUAUUUCUGGCCUAUAGGAUCGGACUUUGGUGCAUGGACCAGCGCGCUUAAGAUUAAAGAUUACUGGCCUUCUAUACUAGAAGAUAACAUUGAUGCUGCAUUUUACAAUCGCUCCAAUAAAGUCACUUAUAUCAUCAAAGGAGACAAAUUUUGGAUGUUCGAUGAUCGAACUGCCUUAAGAAGUCAAGCUCUACCAAUCACCGAUCCCAUACUAAACCUUAACAAAGAACUGGCCAGUCCAGAUGCUGCUUUUCAAUGGAAUAGAAAUGGCAAGGUUUACUUCUUCAAAGGAGACCAGUACUGGCGCUAUGACAUUCAGCAGAGAAAGCUAGACCUCGAUUACCCUAGAAAAAUUGCUGACGGCUGGAGAGGYGCWAUCCCUGAUAACAUUGAUGCCGCGAUCCAAUGGGAAAACAAGAAAAGCUAUUUCUUCAAGGGCMCUACAUAUACAGCCAUUGAUGACUACACAUUGAAAGCACCCGAGGUUCCUAAAGGAGAAACCCCAUAUCCGAGAUCAAUAGGGAGAUAUUGGAUGGCUUGUUCUGAGAAAGGGAAAUAUGUUGGUGGUAAAAUCUUGCCAGAUACAAGCUCGGUCGUCACCUUGCUUCCUAAUGUAUUCAUUCUCAUAUCUAGUUUAGUUUUGACUUCGUAUUUUUAAAUUACUGGUUAUAAUUGCCAUCCUAGGAAACCAAGGGGCUCGUAGCCCUUUCGGCUCCUUUCACUUGAGUAACAUCCCCUGGGUUUCCACUGAAAGGAUUCCAACUAUACUGAUUUUUGAAGUGUUUUAGCGCUUUUUAAAUACUUUUAUCGCAAACAUAGAGUCGACGCACUAAAUCCGUGAAAUAAAUUGCAAAAUAGUGUUCUUUAGAGAAUAGGAAACAAAGGAUUUACUAUAAUAUAGAAAUAUUUUGUUAUCUUUUAAGUUUCACAGCUAAAUGUUUAAAUGUGUCGACUCUAUGCGAAUGCAAUGCCACACCAAAUAGCUUUUUUUAGCAAGAACUUUUAUUUUUUUAACCAAUCUGAUAAAAAAAAACUUUUUUCAAAGAGCGGUUAACGUUGUAAAACGACAAGCUCAUCUUUUCGCAGUUGUGAAUAUUUAUGUAGUUACAGCCGAAGUUAAUAUUGAAUAUAUUUAUAAAUUUGUACAAAAUGUUAAGUCAUAUCGUUAUGGAUAUAAUAUUUAUUAUUUUUUUGUAUAUUAUUAGAAUCAUACACGCGAUUCAAAUUUAGUUUCAAAUAAACAUAUUUCAAA